Culex quinquefasciatus (southern house mosquito) is the source of this 1481-nucleotide messenger RNA. RefSeq lists its product as uncharacterized. The transcript is spliced from 3 exons. Bases 1 to 1473 code for a protein of 490 amino acids. The record is from RefSeq and is a predicted model, not a curated record. Lineage: Eukaryota; Metazoa; Arthropoda; Insecta; Diptera; Culicidae.
AUGCCCCUUAUGCGCAGGAAUCCUUCCGGAGUCGAUUCCGUGGCCGGUACACCCGGAACCAUGGUCAAAGAUAAGGUGUAUUGGGAGUGCCGGAUGCGCAAGCACGUCGGCGGUGAUCAGUACAAAUGUCCAGGGCGCCUGGUCACCCGUUGCAAUGGAACACAUAGACAUGUUGCCACGACACUGCCGCAACAUACACAUCUGCCUGACCCGGAUGCUGUGCUGGAACAUGAUCUUCGAAACACCGUGAAAGAGAUGACGAAAGUAAACAUGGACCCUCCGGCGAAACUCCUGGCAGCUGUUGCAGCAAAGUUUCCCAGCCGUGUUCAAACUCGAGUUUCGAAGAAUGCCCAGACAUUGCUGGUGAAGCGAUCACGGCCCGCUCCUGAGGCCGACCCGAAAACUAUUGAGGAGUUUGAAGUGCCGGAAACGCUCAAGCUGUCGAUCGACGGGGAAAAAUUUUAUCAAGGAUAUGCAGAGUCGUCGACUGGGGACAGGGCUUACAUUUUCACAACGAAGAGUGACAUCGAGGGACUGUCCGAAGCCCGAUUUUGGACCGCCGACGGGACUUUCAAUGUUUCUCCAUUACUUUCCCAGCUAUUCAGCAUCCACGGCAGUAUCCCUCCUCUUCACCAAACGACCACGCCGGCAGUAUACGUCUUCAUGACGAGUAAAAGUCAGGAACUUUAUACAGCCGUACUGACAGAACUUCUUUUCAUCGCCGACAAGUACCGCGUUAAAUUGCAACCCAGACAGGUGCUGACCGAUUUCGAGCUCGGCAUGGUAAACAGCUUUAGGACGACGUUCCCCAAGGCCAAGCACAGCUUAUGCUUUUUCCACCUAACGCAAUCCUUGCGCAGGAAGUAUGUGGCAUUGGGUUGCGCCAAGCUGCCGGACAGAAAAGGAGUCUUAAACCAUCACUUCAAGCUUGUUCAGGCACUUGCUUUCCUCCCACCUAACGACAUACCGGCAGCCUUCGCGGAACUCAAGAAGGUAACUCCUGCGCCCCUGCUCCCCUGGAUGCAAUACGUAGAACACGUGUACGUGUUGGGAAGGCCUGCGAGCGACGGAAGCCGUAUCAUCGGUCCGACAUUCGAUCCUGAGUUGUGGAGUGUGCACGACAACGUCAUGAGGGGAAUACCACGGACGACUAACAAUCAUGAGUCGUGGCAUUCCAGGAUGUCCAAACUGAUCAACAUUAAGCGGGUCCGUGUAUGGAAACUUGUUGAGGCUCUCAGGCUGGAGCAGAAAUCUGCGGAAGGUCGCGUUCUGGUGACCCAAGCCUUUCUACAACCUAACCGCAAAGCGAAACAAGCAAACAAAGACCAUAAUCUACGCCAAGUUUGUGCGACCUACAAGCUCUCGAAGCCACUCAGGUACCUGAACUCAGUUGCCAGCCAUUUGGGAAGUGAGACAGUCGCGAUUACAGGCAGUGAUGAUCAACACAAAGACCAAUCCGAGAAGGCGAUUUGACUGUUGUU